Molecule: messenger RNA, 2286 nt
Organism: Scheffersomyces stipitis CBS 6054
Lineage: Eukaryota; Fungi; Ascomycota; Pichiomycetes; Serinales; Debaryomycetaceae
Gene: NUP4
Product: nucleoporin
Exons: 4
Coding region: 18-2240 (740 amino acids)
Biological process (GO): intracellular transport
Cellular component (GO): nuclear pore
Source: RefSeq, a predicted model, not a curated record
CCAAUCCACACAUCAGAAUGUCGAAAAGAGGCGCUACCGAUCAGAUCACGAAGGAUAACUUCAACGAAAGAGAUGAUGACGAUGAGCCUCAAGUCUUCAAGGCUUCUGCUGAAGUGAUGGCCAAGCGAAAAAUCAUACAACCAAAGAGAAGAAACAUCGCAUCGGCAUCUUCAGCAUCUUCAGCAUCUUCAACUCCAUCAGUUCCUGUAAGUGGAAAGCCAGCCUUUGCUGGCUUGAAUGGCUCUUCCACAUCUGAACCAGCCAAUCCAUUCAAGCUAUCGAAGUCGACAGCAUCGACAACUUCAAGUUCAACAACAAAUUCAUCAACUUCCUCUUCUCCUGCUGAGGCUGUUAAAAACAACAAAAUAAAGGCAUUGAACAACAAGUUGGUACUGACCCUUGCUAGCAAGAACACAGAGGGAACCGUAGCGAACUUCACUCCGUUGCUUAAUAAGUAUAUCCAGUACUACAAGGACAUUGAAGCAGAGUACAUUUCUUCAUCAACUACAGAGUCCAAUACGACCAUCCCAUCAUUCACGGGACUCUCUUCCACAUCUGCCAAUUCGGCAACUACCACUUCAAAGCCGAUUAUUCCAGUUGUUCAAGAAAAGAAGGAAGAACCUAUACAAGUAGAAUCUGACUCCGACUCUGACUCUGAAGACGAUGUCAAGGUGGAAGGACCCAAGUUCACAUUGACAGCCAAUCCAACCACAAAGAGCUCCCCAUUUACAUUCGAUCCCAAGAAACUUGCCAAAAAGAACGAAAGGGAUGAUUCUGACUCCGAGUCUGAGAUCGAAAUCAAGGGUCCUACCUUCACUUUCAACAAGCCAAUCAAGGACGCUGUGUUCAAGCUCCCUUCUGAUAAACCAGCAAAUAGUCUUUUCAACUUCGGAACUACAAACGAUGCUGCUAAAUCAGAAGAAAAGAAGCUUGAAGAGCCGAAACCAGAUGAACCCAAACCUGCAUUUUCCUUUACUCCAACUACCAACUCUACUGCUUCCACUGAGAAGAAAGACCCAGUGCUCGUUCCAUUUUCAUUUGGUUCGGCUUCAGUAGAAAACAAAGACAACGACAAGCCAGGAUUUUCGCACACACUGACUUCCAGUGAAGAAAAGAAGGAAACCCAAAAGCAUUUCGCCUUUAAUUCUACAACUGCGGCUACAGCCGAACCUAACCAAGCAUUUUCAUUUGGUCAACUGCAACCUACUACAUUAUUCGGAUCUUCUGCUAUUACAGCAUCUGCAAAGAAAGACGAGACAAAACCAACAUUUUCAUUUGGAAUAUCAAAUACCAAUGGCGAAAAGAAUGCAGAACAUACCAAACCGUUGUCUAGUUUUAACCCAACUGAUACCGAAAAUAGGGCCGAACAACCCAAGCCAUUGUUCAGUUUUAAUCCACCAGUUUCUUCUGAAAAGAAAACUGAUUCUAAACCAGCUUCGUUCUCUUUCGGAUCUGCCACUUCCGAGAAGAAUGAUUCUCAACCAUCUCCGUUCUCGUUCGGUUCAGCCAUUUCUGAAAAGAAAAACGAAGUAAAGCCAUCAACGACCUUGUCAUUCGGUUCCAACAAUGGCAAUACCUUUGGUUUUGGCCAAAAGAAUGGUGGCGACAAUAAUGAAACUUCCACUAAACCGGCCUUCCUGUUUUCGUUUAACCCAACAGCUAGUUCGGGAUCAGACUCUUCCGCGAAACCAGCAUUCACGCUUGGUUCCACUAACGGGUCGUCAGUAUUCGGAAACUCUUCGGCAACUAAUGCAUUUUCUGUAGAAUCUACUACUUCUGAGUCCAAGGAUACCGACAAGGAUGAUGAUAAAGUGCAGGAAGAAGAGACAGGAGGAGACUUUGCUCCGGUUGCUCAAUUAGGUUCUGAAAAAGUGGAAAGUGUGUCUGGAGAAGAAUUAGAAGAUACUCUAUAUACUAAGCGUGCCAAGUUGAUGUUGUUCGAUCCAAGCUCGAAGGAAAAUCCAUACGUCAACAAGGGAGUUGGUGAUUUAAAAGUAUUGAAAAACAAAGAGACACAGAAAUCAAGAGUGUUGAUUAGAGCUGAUGGCGGAUUAAGAGUAUUGUUGAACAUAGCUAUUUCCAAGGAUAUGACAUAUACGCAGAUCGGAAAUGGUUCAAUGGUGCGUAUUCCAACUGUUAACCCUCUUGAUACUUCCAAGAUCGAGACUUAUGUGCUAAAAGUGAAGACACCAAGUGAUGGUGCGGAUCUUUUGAAGCAUUUGGAUGAUAAUAAGCUGUAGGUGCCUGAUUAUUAGAUAAUUUUGUAUUAUAAAUUAACUGUACAUG